Paramecium sonneborni is the source of this 654-nucleotide messenger RNA. NCBI's taxonomy places the organism in Eukaryota, Ciliophora, Oligohymenophorea, Peniculida, Parameciidae. The record is from the annotation of a GenBank genome assembly.
AUGGGAACUUGUGCUCCGUGCAACUCAAAAAUUGACAUGAUAGAGAGUGAUAUUUUGAUAUCAAAAGAAAAUGUGUUUUAGAAAUUAAAAGAGUUAAAUUAAAAUACAAAAUCAACAAUAUUUUUGACAAUGAGAAGUAAUAAAAAGAUUAGUUAUGAAAAUUUUGCUGAUAAAUCCUCCUAAGUUAGUGAAAUAAAUGAAGAAAGAUCUGAGAUGAAAAAUAUACAUGAAAGCGUAAAAUUAAGGAGAAGAACUUAUAGUUUUUAAGAAAAGAAAUUAUAGUAGUCCCAUUUUUUUAUCAAUGAUCAAAAUGAUUCUACAAAAGUUAGAUGUUUUAGAUUUACAGAUCCUAAUCUUCCUAGAAAUUUAUCAAAUUCAUCAAGUUCAAAUAGUUAAUUUAGAGAAUUUAAUGCUCAUUUCAAAUUUAGUGACAAAUAAAUAAAUAUUGAAUCUGAUGAGAGUAAAUCAAUAAAAAGUAUUUUAAAAAAAAAGCCAAGAUAAAAGAGUGAGAGUAAAUCAGUUCACUUUGCAAAAAAUAUAAGUGUAAGCCAAACAAGAAUAAAAUCUAUAUCCUGUCAUCAUAAAUAAAACAAAAAAAAAAAGAAAAAGAUAAUUAAAAAUAUAACUUAAAGAUAUGAAAAUUAUUAAUUUUGA